CGGGGCCUGCGUCUCUCUAGGGCUGCCAGAGUGGGCGCGUCGCUAUUGGAUGGAGGGGGAAGUAACACCCCAAGAACGCUGUCAUUUCCUGGGCCAAGUUGGGACCCGGACGGCCUCACAAUGAUGAAACGGGCAGCUGCUGCUGCAGUGGGAGGAGCCCUGGCAGUGGGGGCUGUGCCCGUGGUGCUCAGUGCCAUGGGCUUCACUGGGGCAGGAAUCGCCGCGUCCUCCAUAGCAGCCAAGAUGAUGUCCGCAGCAGCCAUUGCCAACGGGGGUGGGGUUUCUGCGGGGAGCCUGGUGGCUGCUCUGCAGUCCGUGGGGGCAGCCGGACUCUCCACAUCAUCCAACAUCCUCCUGGCCUCUGUUGGGUCAGUGUUGGGGGCCUGCUUGGGGAAUUCACCUUCUUCUUCUCUCCCAGCUGAACCCAAGGCUAAAGGAGAUGAGGCAAGAGAAAAUGUACUCCAAGGUGAACCUCCAAAACCCCCACUCAAGUCAGAGAAACAGGAGGAAUAAAGGUCACAUGCAGAUGCA
This is a messenger RNA of Symphalangus syndactylus (siamang), 531 nucleotides long. It is a transcript of the gene IFI27L2, whose product is annotated as interferon alpha inducible protein 27 like 2. Gene Ontology annotation, biological process: release of cytochrome c from mitochondria; intrinsic apoptotic signaling pathway. The record is from RefSeq and is a predicted model, not a curated record. NCBI's taxonomy places the organism in Eukaryota, Metazoa, Chordata, Mammalia, Primates, Hylobatidae. Gene Ontology annotation, cellular component: mitochondrial membrane.